Archocentrus centrarchus (flier cichlid) is the source of this 1651-nucleotide messenger RNA. It is a transcript of the gene gskip, whose product is annotated as gsk3b interacting protein. The coding region runs from base 294 to 695 and encodes 133 amino acids. The record is from RefSeq and is a predicted model, not a curated record. Lineage: Eukaryota; Metazoa; Chordata; Actinopteri; Cichliformes; Cichlidae. Gene Ontology annotation, biological process: regulation of canonical Wnt signaling pathway. Gene Ontology annotation, cellular component: cytoplasm. Gene Ontology annotation, molecular function: protein kinase A binding; kinase regulator activity. The transcript is spliced from 4 exons.
GUCAUAACAUGGCGGAGCUGUAUAGUCCACGGGACACUCAGUGGGCCGAGGUUUAAUUUACUUUAAGACAAAUAUAAAACGCUAGAAAGAGAAAAAAUAGUGUCGGGUAUUGUGCUUUUUUCAGGCUGUUUGUAAACUAGAGUGGCAAACGACAUCACUUUAACGUGAGGCGGCGCUCGUUGGACUGAACCUGCCCCCGAAGAGCUGGAAGCUUCCACACGCCGGAAGAAUACCGCCAGCGAGGAGUUUUCAGAUGUGUCAGAAGACAAGACUCCAGUGGAAUUUCUAAGGGGAUGGAGGUAGACUGCCCGCCUGAGGAGUCCAUGGUCACUGCUUUUGAUGAAGAGUCUGUUGAGCUUGGGGACGUCAAGGAUAUGAGACUGGAGGCGGAAGCAGUGGUCAAUGACGUCCUCUUUGCUGUGACUGAAAUGCACGUGUCGCAAAGCCUCAACAGUGCAUUGGAUGUUGCCUACAUAAAUGUGGAAACAAGAGAGGGAAAUCGUUACUGUCUGGAGCUCACUGAGGCUGGGCUGAGGGUGGUGGGCUACGCAUUCGAUCAAGUGGAUGAGAAUUUGACGACCCAGUAUCAUGAGACUGUUUACUCGCUUUUAGACACGCUCAGUCCAGGUUACAGAGAAGCCUUUGGGAAUGCUUUGCUCCAGCGGCUGGAGAGGCUGAAGCAAAACGGACAAUAAAAAGGACCGAGAUGCUGCAUAGGUUGUACACACCAAACGGGGGUUGACGAUGAAGGCAAUGUUUGCUUAUGAGCCAAUAUUAACCAAGUUUGUCCAUAUACUUUACCCUCUUAUGUUAUUUCGAACUGCCUGGCUGCCAUACAAUGAAGGAUAUCCAACCCUAUCGACUUUGCUUUUGUUCUUAGUUUCAUACCAUUGAAUUACUUCAUGUUACUUCCUUGGGUUUAGUGACUGCUAUGGACUGGCUGUAUGGGAUCUGAUAGUGUUGUUGACUUUACUGUGGACAGAUCUUCCAGCUUCUGUGUGUUUCAAAAAUUUGUAACGCUGCGCAUUGUUUAAGAAUUCUGCUCAGUUUGUAGUUCUUUAACAUGCUCAGAGAAAGAAGCAGCGAGCUCCGUCAGUGCUGAUCCUGUUUACCCGCUGUGCCGUGCUUGCACUAAACCUGUGACCUGAUAUCUGCUCAGAUAUGCCCAGCUAGUUUUUAUUCAGCUGUGAAAGUGCUGAAUCAGUUCUUUACAAGCAUAUAUUGCCUUAAUCUCAUUUUACACAAAUACCUAGGUCAGGGGCAACGCUUAUUUUAACAGUUCUAACAGCAUUGUAAUUUCAGUAUUCAGUACCUGUCAUCAGGUUUCUGUUUUUAUUCUGUUAUUGUUUCUUGCAUACUGCACAAUUACUUGCUUUUCAGACUUAGCUGUAAAAGCGAAAGAGCUACCGGUGUGGAAGUUUGAAUAUAUUUUGAUGUGCUCUUCAAACUUUUUGGUCCUUGUAUCAAAAUGCACAGCCUCUGUUAAUAUUCAACAAGGAUUUCCAGACCUGCUUGAAACUGUUGGUUUACUCUGCAUGUGACCUGGUUAUACUUCUUCAUCAGUGUUCUCAAAUCUACAAUAAGAUAACUCUUUACCUUCUGGAUUUAUACUGUCAUUCCCUGCUGCUGACCUUUGUUCAGACCAAUAAAA